Molecule: messenger RNA, 1343 nt
Organism: Xenopus laevis (African clawed frog)
Lineage: Eukaryota; Metazoa; Chordata; Amphibia; Anura; Pipidae
Exons: 9
Coding region: 157-969 (270 amino acids)
Source: RefSeq, a predicted model, not a curated record
UGGAUGAAGUCUGAAGUGAAAUUGCUUCUAUGAAGAUCUUUUCAUCAUGUCCUCGGCCCAAACGUAUAAGGGAACACUCGUCUAAGAAAUAUUUGAAAAAACUUCUUGUGACACACAUCAGGGUUUCUUAAGCUUCAAGGAGGAUAAAAAACUAAAAUGAAAGUAGUUAUUCUGGCUGCUGGUUAUGGAACAAGACUGCUUCGAGAUCUGCAAAAUGAAGAACAGUUUGCACAUCUGGUUGGCACCCCAAAACCUUUGCUUCCCAUUGGAGGACUUCCACUGAUUUCAUAUUGGGUAGAAGCUUUGAAAGCAAGAAAUGAUGUUUCACAUCUCGUAGUGAUUACUAAUGAUCGUUACUUAAAUAAUUUCAAGGACUGGGCACAGAAAUAUCCUUACAUUACAGUCCUAACUGAUGGGACAUCCUGCAAUGAGGAUCGUUUAGGUGCUGUCACUUGCCUGCAGCUAGCCAUUGAACAACUAAAUGCAGAUGAUCAUGUUAUGGUGAUUGGAGGGGAUACGUUGUUUUUUGAAGAUUUCCAUCUUAAUGAGGUUGUACAAAAAUUUGAAAUUAUUACCAAUGCCGAAAGUAAUGCGAACUUGGUACUAACAUACCCUUGUAAAGAUGAAGAAACCAAUAAGUAUGGCAUUCUGGAAACAGAUGAAAACCAGAAAGUAACAGCACUGAGGGAAAAGCCCUCUCCCAAAGAAACCGCAUCACGACAAGCGUGCCCUUGUUUCUAUGUGUUUUCGAAGUCCACACUACCUCUUGUACAAGAAUUCCUUGAAGAGAAAAAGAAUUCACCAAUUGAUGAGAAAGAUGCACCUGGUCACUUUUUAGCUUGGCUUGUGAAAAGACCUGUUUACAUUCACCCAAUAUCAGGCCGCUUUGAUGUUGGAAACCUGGAGGCAUACAUAACAUGCAACAAUUAUUUCUUGAAUAAAGAGAAUAUGUGUGGUUAUCUCCACUGACGGAUGCCCAUCUGUUUACAGAUUUAAGGUUCAUUUCAAAAGAUUACAAAUAAUUUGCCACCCACUAUAGCUAACCUUUGUAGACCAGCCAAACAUUUUAAAUAUUACAAUAUAUGGCUAUGCACAGUUGUUUCCAAUGAUUCUUAAUGAACCUUUCCAGCAUUCACUAGUAGCAGGGAGUAGCAAGUGAAGUGUCUAUUGUGAUGUAGCCAAUGCCACACUGUACAAGGGGCAGUAUUUGGCCUGGAAGUGUUCAAGGGUCCCAUACAUUUAGGUCAGUGGCACACAGAUGUUUUGUUGCUUGUAAGUAAUCAUGCUCCCUCUGGGUGACAUUAUGCCAGAAAUUACCAAUAAACUUAAAAGUGUUGAAAUCA